AUGCUACGUUUUGUUGAUCGUAUGGCGACCGUCACAACUCGAAACCUCAUUUUAAAUGAUAAAGUAAGAGCCUUUAGUUCUUCUAAAGUCAAAUCUUUGGUUGAAAAUCAUUUUGAUUUAAAUUUUCGAAUACACGGACCAACUGGCGAAGAGGUGACAAAAGGUCUAGAUUUAAAAGAUAAAACAUGUUUGAUAACUGGAGCGAACAGCGGCGUCGGUUUAGAAAUGACGAAAUGUUUAAAUUUAUGCGGAUGCACUGUCCUCAUGGCGUGCCGGAACACGUAUGCUGCAAGCGUCGUCGCUAAAAAUACAUGCCUCAAACCUGAUAGUCUACGACUUUACGAAUUAAAUCUUGCUUCACUUAGAUCUGUGCGAAAAUGCUCUGAUGAUCUUUUAAAUAAAGAAAAAAAAAUUGAUAUUGUUAUCCUGAAUGCUGGAAUUUUCGGCUUACCUUGGACACAGACUGUGGAUAAAUUGGAAAUAACGUUUCAAGUCAACUAUCUGAGCCAAUAUUAUCUGCUCAUGAAUAUCGAAGAUAUUCUUGCCGAUAAUGCAAGAGUCGUAAUAAUAUCGUCAGAAUCUCACAGAUACGUAACGUGGCCGUUUAAUGAAAUAUUAACGCCAACUGAGGAAACACUUUCGCUUCCCGAAAAUAAAUAUAGCUCUAUCAAAGCAUAUAAUAUUUCAAAAUUGUGUGGAAUAUUAGCCAUGCAUAAUCUAGGAUAUCGUUGGCUAAACACUAAAAAAACUGUGAUCAGCGCGCAUCCGGGUUCAUUUGUGAAAACAAGAUUGUGUCGUAAUUGGUGGCUUUACGAAGCCAUCUACACCGGGAUGAAACCGUUUACCAAAACUAUAGCUCAAGCUGCCAGUACACCGCUCUACUGCGCUACCUCAUCCGAUUUGAAUGGUUUAUCGGCGAUCUAUUACAAGAAUUGUAAACGUUGUCAAGAGAGCGACCUGGCCAGCAAUCUCCAGUUAUCGUUUCGGAUAAACGAUUUGACCAAAGACAUUAUUCGAGAUAGAGUGACGAUGUCAGAGUUGCCAGUUUCUUUGUCGGACACGCGUCAAAAACACGACGUCGAACACAAUAUCGAAGAUUCACUUCUAACGAACUAUUCAAAUUGA
Bombyx mandarina (wild silkworm) is the source of this 1125-nucleotide messenger RNA. Its product is annotated as WW domain-containing oxidoreductase. NCBI's taxonomy places the organism in Eukaryota, Metazoa, Arthropoda, Insecta, Lepidoptera, Bombycidae. The record is from RefSeq and is a predicted model, not a curated record.